Molecule: messenger RNA, 2201 nt
Organism: Girardinichthys multiradiatus
Lineage: Eukaryota; Metazoa; Chordata; Actinopteri; Cyprinodontiformes; Goodeidae
Gene: mtrf1l
Product: mitochondrial translational release factor 1-like
Exons: 8
Coding region: 600-1904 (434 amino acids)
Biological process (GO): translational termination
Molecular function (GO): translation release factor activity
Source: RefSeq, a predicted model, not a curated record
GUCUGCGCCCUUAGCAAGGUGGUAAAUAAGCUGCAAUAUUGCAGCACGCGUUAACAAACAAUUUAUUGAUAGUUUGAAGGCAACGAAGUGCUAAAAUUUGGCUUGUUAUGACCACAGCAAUGUCUCCGAUAACAGGGAUACACUGACGGUAGCUUUCAAUUGUUUUGCUAGCACUGUAAAGUUUAUUCUUACUCUGUCAAUGAUCUUAUGGUUGAACCCAGCCAUAAAUACAUCUCAAAUGAGCUUUCCUCUGUUACCAGAUAAUCUUGUAGCUUUAACGGUAAAUCUAUGCUUGGAUAUUAAUCUUAGCCUUCGGAUAUAGCUCCCUAAAACGGAAUUUGACCAAAAAUUGAAGUUUAUCAAAUUAAUGCGCGUUAAUUUUACAACUCUCGCAGAAAUUAAGAUAUUAUAGUUUUGUACGCUCUGUCUUCUAAAAUAACGAAUGUGGUGCAUGUUCUUUGGGUAAAUAACAAGGAGAUUUUAAACCUAAAAUAUAUUGGGGAAAAAACUGGCCUACAGAGCAGCAUGCUCCAAAGGCAAAUGAAUUCUGAUUCUGAUUGCUCCACUGUUACAUAAAGAGCAAUUAAGUAAAAUAUACAAUGGCUUAUAGGAGACUUGGAAGCCUUCUAUCGAGAAGAAGACGUGAGUGGAUACCUGACUUUCAAAACCAUCAUUUAAUCGGAAAAACUGUUUGCAAGCAACCCUCUCAUCAAUAUGUCAGAAACCAAAAACUUCUUCAUACGGGGAAACCGGUCAUGAUGAUGAAGCUGCUGUCAGUGGAUGAGCUAUUUGCCAAAAGAUCUCUGCAAGAGCAUCUGCAAAAGGUCGAGAAGGAGUAUAACGAGUGUUUAAAGGCAGUCACUUAUAGUGUGACAGAAGAUGGGUGCAGUGAAGAUGAAAUGAAGGCCAAGAGAACCAGAAUAUCCCUGCUGGCUCCUCUCAUCCAGAGCAUCUGUGAGCUGGACAAGAAGCAAAAAGAGAUCUCAGAGACUGAGAUGCUCCUGAAAGAUGACGAUGCAGCCCUGCGAGAACUGGCUAAGCUGGAAAGAGAAAGCUGUUUUCAAGAUAUUCAAGAUCUGAGACAAAAGGUCCUGGAGCUGCUGAUCCCUGAGGAGGAAGCUGAUAUGAGUGAUCUGGUUCUGGAAGUCACAGCUGGGAUUGGUGGUCAGGAGGCCAUGCUGUUCACCGCUGAGAUGUUUGACAUGUACGAGGGCUUCGCUCAGUACCACGGCUGGUCCUUCGACGUCCUGGAGCACAUGUCCAGCGAUUUAGGCGGACUACGGCACGCGUCAGCCAGCAUCAGCGGCCUGCAGAGCUACAAAAAGAUGAAGUUUGAGGCAGGAGUUCAUCGAGUUCAGAGGGUUCCCAAGACUGAAAAACAGGGACGUAUGCACACCAGCACCAUGACUGUGGCUGUCCUGCCCCAACCUACUGAGAUUUCUUUCACUAUAAACCCAAAGGAUCUGAAGAUAGAGACAAAAAGAGCAAGUGGGGCUGGCGGUCAGCAUGUGAAUACAACAGACAGCGCAGUCAGAAUAGUCCAUCUUCCAACAGGUGUGGUUGCAGAGUGCCAACAGGAGCGCUCCCAGCUGAAGAACCGGGAGAAGGCCAUGAAGGCUCUGAGAGCAAAACUGUACAGCAUGAAGCUGGAGGAGGAGACCAGCAAGCGUUACAACCAGCGAAAAGUCCAAAUCGGCACCAGAGGCCGAUCUGAAAAGAUCCGGACCUACAACUACGCUCAGGACCGUAUAACAGACCACCGCAUCAGCAUGACUGUGCACGACGUCAAAAGUUUCCUGUUGGGAGAGGAUCUGUUGAACGAGAUGAACUCCUCGCUGCAGGAUUUCUCCAAUCAGGAGACGCUCAUGGAGCUGCUGGAAGGGGGCAGUCAGGAGGAGCCAUGAGUUUGGGUAGAGAGGAAACUUUAUAAUGCUACACUGAUAUUGAUCACUUGCACUCUGCUUUGAAUUCUCAUCAAUAUUUGCCAUGACACAUUGAACUUAGGUUGAAGUACUUUCUCCAAACUAAAAGACUGUGGAACUUGAGUACAUGGAUUUGUAUUAGUAAAAAUAUUAUGCAUUUUUGAAAGAUUGUUAUGGUUUUACUUUCAAGUUUUUGAAAUUAUCCACAGUUUAAGUGAAGAUGUAAGGUAUGUUCUGUUGUUUUGACAUCAUAAAUGUGUCUCUUUAUGAACUGUCUGA